ACUGGGCAGGCCAGUGUGCAUCACCGGCCCUCCUGGGGCGCUCCAUCUUCAGGAGUCGCCCGAUAACCGCACAAGGGGUGCACUGUCCGCGUCGGGAGCACGCCACGUGCCACCGCCAGAGGCGUGCCGACCACUGCCUGCGUCGUCGGGACACGCCCGCAUCCCACCGGCACAAUGACGGUCUUGAGCGGCGUCCUUUGGCUGCUGCUGCUUUCUUCAGUGGCAUCGGCCACUCCGUUCAGCAAUUGUGGGUUCACGGGCGCUCUGCUGGAUGUCAAGGUGGGCGACUGCGACCAUCUGCCUUGCGUUAUCAAGAGGGGCUCGACGGUGCCCAUGCAGGUGCGCUUCAAGGCAGUUCAGGAGAUUGUCAGCAUGAAAUCAAUGAUAUUUGGCCUUCUCGACAACAUCCCAAUACCACUGGAUUACGAUAAUCAGAUGUGCAGCCAGAUGCUCGCCGGCCGCUGCCCAGCCAAGGCGGGCCAGGAGCUGACGUAUGCCGUGGACCUGCCCGUCGCCGCCGACAUGCCGGCCGUCGGUAUCACGCUCGAGUGGCACAUCACCGACCAGCACGACGCCACGGUCCUCUGCGCCCUGGUGCCGGCACAGUUCACCUGAACAGGGCAGGGCGGCGGCGGCCGUGGACCGCGGGACCUGGCCCGUCUCGGCCGGCGGAGAGCCGACGAGGUCGCGGAGGACGUGAGGGUGC
Pollicipes pollicipes is the source of this 706-nucleotide messenger RNA. RefSeq names its product NPC intracellular cholesterol transporter 2. NCBI's taxonomy places the organism in Eukaryota, Metazoa, Arthropoda, Thecostraca, Pollicipedomorpha, Pollicipedidae. The record is from RefSeq and is a predicted model, not a curated record. Bases 175 to 615 code for a protein of 146 amino acids. The transcript has 4 exons.